Molecule: messenger RNA, 3665 nt
Organism: Gasterosteus aculeatus aculeatus (three-spined stickleback)
Lineage: Eukaryota; Metazoa; Chordata; Actinopteri; Perciformes; Gasterosteidae
Gene: ell
Product: elongation factor RNA polymerase II
Biological process (GO): positive regulation of transcription elongation by RNA polymerase II; snRNA transcription by RNA polymerase II; transcription elongation by RNA polymerase II
Cellular component (GO): transcription elongation factor complex
Molecular function (GO): cis-regulatory region sequence-specific DNA binding
Source: RefSeq, a predicted model, not a curated record
CAUGAUAACAACGCGUGAAUCGGUGCUAAUGCGGUGCGGUUUGAAUCAACACAUGUGACUAUAUAGGGCUUCGUUGCUGCCCGGUGACUUCAUCAUCUGCGGCCGGUCGGUUUGAAUAUUCAUUGAAAAAGCAACGGGGGAGUUUCUCGGGGUUUUUCUUUUUCUUUUUUUUUCUUUUUACGACAGAGCGCGUCCGUCCGUGCGAGCGGUGGGAACGGCAGCAAGAUGGCGGCGCUGAAGGAGGAGCAGUGCUACGGACUGUCCUGUGGAAGAGUGAGCAACGGCAGCAAUGUCUCCGUCUUCCACGUUAAACUCACUGACAGCGCGCUGCGGGCGUUCGAAGGCUUUCAGAGCACCAAGGUUCUGUCAUCGAGGCCAUUGAUCAGAUUUAAUGGAAACCAAGGGAAAAUCUCAAUACCCCGCUCAGAAAAUUCCAGUGAACUGCAGUCGUUUACGUUCUACCUGUCGAAUGUGGGCAGAGAUAACCCGCAGGGCAGCUUCGACUGCAUCCAGCAGUACAUCACAAGUGAAGGGAGCAUUCAGCUGGAUUGUUUGGGUGGGAUCCAGGACAAGAUUACAGUGUGUGCCACGGACGAGUCCUACCAGAAGGCCAGGGAAAACAUGGCCCAGGUCGAGGAGGAGACGCGCAGCCGGAGUGCCAUUGUCAUCAAGCCCGGGAGCAGAUUCCUAGGUAAGAAGGUUCAGAUCCGGAAACCGGCACCUGGCCUGUCGGACGUCGCCCCGUUGCGGAGGACGUCUCGGCCCGUCAUCAUCUCCAGCAGCACGAUAAAGAAGGGCACGCCGCAGCACAGGCCGCUCCGAGAGCGCCUCACGCACCUGCUGGCCCUCAAGCCUUACAAGAAGGCCGAGCUCAUCGUGAGAUUGCAGAAAGAUGGCCUCUUGCCGUUAGACAAGGACUCCCUGGAUAGCUACCUGCAACAGGUGGCGAACCUGAACGGGAAAGACGACACCUUCACAUUGAAGGACAUUUUGUAUAAGGAGAUUCAGAACGACUGGCCCGGCUACACGGAAAAAGACCAGCAGCUUCUCAAGAGAAUCAUGUUCAAGAAACUGAACAGCACCGCCCCUCUGCUGGAGAGCCCCCCCAAAGAGCUGGCCGGCAGCUCGCCGUCUCAGAAACGACCUGCUGCCGACUUCAUCGACCCUCUCGCCAACAAAAAGCCGAGGAUAUCUCAUCUCGCCAGCAAGCUCAACAGCCCCGGUCAAGGGAAGCUCAGCAACGGGCGAGUGGAGGGGGGCAGCGCUCCGGCGGGCGUGGCGGUCAUGUCGGACGCCGCCGUGACGUCCAGCUCGCAGCCGCUCCCGCUGCUCGACAUCCCCCGUCCCUUCGAAGCCCUGUCGGACGUCAGCAACGACUCCAGCCACAACGGGCGGGACUGCGACUCUCAGGAAACGGCGGCGUCCGAGAGGCUCGGCCAGCAGCCGUCGCUGCUCACGGCGCCCGCCGUCGCCGUCGCCGCGUCGUUCCCCGCGCAUAUGGGCACGCUUGUUCCCAAGAGAGACAAGAGUCCGUCGUCUUUGCACAGCAAGUCCAGGAAGAAGUCCAAAAAGCAUAAAGACAAGGAGAAGAGCAAGGACAAGGCGAAAGAAAAGGCCCAAGAGAAGGAGAGGAAGAGUCGUGGGGAUCGUGUGCCUGAGCCCAACCAAGCCUGUGCGCUGAGUCCAGCCAGCCUCAAAAGCAACAGUAUUCCAUACAAAAGCACAGAUCUGAACGGGCUGUGCAACAGUUCCAGUAUUCCUACGUCGUCACCAGAGGUGGCGGGCUAUUUAUUGAAGUACACGGUGAUCGCCUCUCCGGAGCAGCGGCAAAGGUAUAAAAACGAUUUCAACGCCGAGUACAGUGAGUACCGGGGUCUGCACGCCCGGAUAGACGGCAUCACCCGGCAGUUCACUGUGCUCGACAACGAGCUGAAACAGCUCCAUCAAGGCACAGACAAGUACAAGACAAUCCACAAUCAGAUACUUCAAGAGUAUCAUAAAAUAAAAAAGACUAAUCCAAACUAUAGCCAAGAGAAGAACCGCUGUGAAUAUCUACACAACAAACUGGCGUACAUAAAGAGACUCAUUGCCGAGUACGAUCAACAGCAACUUUAAAAGUAGUUUCUAGACAACGUUUCCCUGUUGUCUCUGCAAACCGACCAGAUAAAGAGAAACUCUUCUGCCUGUGCUGAUAAAGUGUUGACAUGAAAGGAGUGUUCCCCCUCAGCGGAGCCAAAGGCUCUGAUGAAGACUCAAGCAGUACACACGAUAUUAAAUUCUUUCCUUUCCUUUUUUGUUGUUUCUUUUUGGAAGAUGGGGUUGUGCCUAGAGGAGCCAGGUCUGUCUGUAGUCCCAAAUACAUCCAGAAAAGAAAAAAAAGAAAAAGCUUCUGCGUGGCUUUAUUUUUAUUUUUUUUCUCAACUGCUUUGUAGUGCUCAGAGGUCCGAACGAGUCAAAACUUGGAAACUUUCCCACUUUCUUGAGCCUUUUCUUUCUUUUCCUGCUUUUGGAACUAGAUGUUUGAGACUGAGAAGUAACCUUCGGAUUGCACGCCAAAUGCAGCUCCUUCAUCAUCGGCUUUUCCCCUCCUACUGAAGUUAUUUCUCCGCUUUUUUUUUUUUAAUUUAUUUUUGACACUUAAUUUGCGGGGAUGAGUCUGUUUUACACUCCUCAGUAUCAGUACCUGAAAGCUGUGUCUCCUCUUUUCUCUUCUCUCACGUUGAAUGUCAGCCAGUAUUUUCAUUCAGAAGCUGCCUUGCCCGUUUCAUUGUCGAUCCGUUGGCGUUGAUCAUUAUUUCUCUCUUUUAAAGAGAAGCGGAUAUUUACUAUUGAUUAAAUCAAGACGAUGCGUUUGAAUGCACACAGUCGGACGCAGGUUUGUGUGCUCGGCUUUUUUCUUUUCUGGGAACCAACCAAACCUGUGCAGAUUUCCUUACAGCUCGGCCCUCGUCACUCGAGCCGCAGUGCUUCUUCAUCCGUUACAGCAGUCGGUCCUAACGUUCCUCAUCAUGUAUCAGUGGAGAACUCCCUUUAGCUCAUAAUUGGUGGUCUUUCCAGUUCGGGUCCUGAUGGCUUGUGUAGCAAUAGAUGAAUUCAAAGUGAUCGGAAGAGUAAAGUGCCAGCGCACCUCUUCUACAUGCUUGAGAAAAUCCUCUAAUUGUAAGAUUAUCCAGACGAGGGAUGCAGAUUUUUUUUUUUUUCUCAUCCUUUAAAUGGACAUUUCAGUUUUUCUUUACAAACAAACCAAUUUAUGUUUAGUUCGGUCUGCUCAUCCAGACGACUGUUAAGACGAAGCCAUCGUUGAUCACCUUUCCGGGCCGAAGCCUCUCGGAGGAGGACGGCGGCGUUCGCCUGCGACCAGUUUUUGCCUUUUUCAAAAGUGAUGUCAGACGUUCACCGAGGUUGACCUGAGAUUCCCCGGACUGGCUCUCCGCGUCGAGGCGGGUUUCUCCAAUAACCAUCUUCGUAUGUGAAUAUGGAAAAAUCAGCACUUUUUCUCCUGAUCUCGCUGUUACCUGGGGAGGGAGGGGGGUGGGUUGUCCAAAUGACACUUUCUUUCCUCUUUGUCCAUCAGAGUGCAUGCUUUAUGAAUGUGUUACAAUAAGUCUUUGUAUCUUUACUUGAAGGAAAAAAAAAAAAAACUGCCCAAGAAUAUGGAAAGCCAA